This is a messenger RNA of Drosophila innubila, 4374 nucleotides long. RefSeq names its product WD repeat-containing protein 19 (gene Oseg6). Gene Ontology annotation, molecular function: protein binding. Gene Ontology annotation, cellular component: cilium; intraciliary transport particle A. Gene Ontology annotation, biological process: cilium assembly; intraciliary retrograde transport. The record is from RefSeq and is a predicted model, not a curated record. Lineage: Eukaryota; Metazoa; Arthropoda; Insecta; Diptera; Drosophilidae. The transcript has 9 exons. The coding region runs from base 161 to 4270 and encodes 1369 amino acids.
GACUGGAAAAUUUUUCAGGGUGGCAGCUCUGCAGCACUUGUUGCUGCCAUAGUAACGGCAACUGAAAAAAGCGUAAACAAAUGGUGAAAAACUUUUAUGAACUGCAAAAUGCAGAAUGUGUGCAAUAACUUAGUAUAAGAAGUAAUUGACUGCUUGAAAAAUGUCAUUUGAGAAGAUAUUGUACAAGUACGAUGAGCCGCACGGCAUUGGCGAUGUUUAUUUUAUUUGGCAAAAGAGCGCGGGAGCUUUGCUGGCAACAACCGGAACCGAUGGCUCGGUGGCAUUGUACAAUCGCCAAGGACUGCUGGUGCAGCGCAUUAUAUUAGCCGGUCUUUGCUCGGGAUUUGCCUGGGAUUGCGAUGGAGAGCUUCUCGGUAUCAUUACAAGCAGCUCACCAAAUAUUACGCUUUGGGACUAUGCCACACAGCAGAAACUAACAGUAGAGUCGGGACUGCGAGAUCCACUCACCUGCAUACUGUGGUCCAAGCAGCAGCAGCUGCUCGCCGUCGGCACAGGACGUGGCAAUCUUGCCAUCUACAAUCAUCAGAAUGGCAAGCGUACACCUGUGUUGGGCAAACAUAGCAAACGGAUAACAUGCGGCGCCUGGUCAGCUCAGAAUCUCCUAGCACUCGGCUCCGACGACAAGAGUUUCUCGCUGAGCAGCGAAGAUGGGGACACGGUGAGAAUUGUGCAGCUGCGGGAUGUGCCCACGGAUAUGUAUUUUGCUGAGAUGGCCAACGAUGAGCGCAUUGCGGGCGAUAAUGCCAUCAGUAUGAUUAUUGGCAAACGCACGUUGUUUCUGUACUAUUUGCCAGAGCCCGAGAAUCCAACAGAGCUGGGAUUUCAGAGUCGUUAUGGUUCUCUCCUGCAGCAUAAAUGGUUUGGCGAUGGAUACAUACUGUUGGGAUUCUCAAAUGGCCAUGUUGUGGCCAUUUCCACGCAUCCCAAGGACGUUGGCCAAGAGCUGUGGCAGGUGAGGAAUCACAAGGAUACUCUGAGCGGAUUGGCGUACUGUCCAACGCUGGAUAUUGUGGCCUCCUGCGGUGACGACAACAUUAAGAUCCACUCGAUAACCAAUCUGCAGGAAACGGAACGCAUCAUAACGGUGCCGGAUCAUGCGAGUGUGCAAAUGAUUGAUUGGUCACCAGAUGGUCAACUAUUGGCGGUCACCACCAGCGGUGGAACCGUCUACACAUAUGUGACCAAGCUGCCGCAUAUGUUCGCCGUCUCUGCUCCACGUCUGGUCAUGCUGAGUAGCCUGGCCGAAGUCUCUAUCUAUGUGUAUGCGCCGGAUAAGUCAAAGGUGCUGCCAUUCCGACUUCCACUGGAAACGGAGCCCACAUUUCUGGCCAUUGGACCGUACAACUUUGCCGCUGGCCUGGACAAGCACGUUUGGUUCUAUGAUCUGGGCAAGAGUCUAGGCGAUGAGCCGCGUCCACUAAGCGAACGUGAUCUGCCCCACGACAUAGCAUCCAUGAAGUUAAAUGCAGAUUACUGUGCAGCAUUGUGCCCUCCACAGUUGAUUCUGCAGGCGAUUGCCGCAGAUAAUCCCAAUUGCAAGGACAAGCUGCAGGCGUGCUUUCCCAGCGCGUUGCCCACAAUGCCCAGCGAUGCGGUCAUUACAUGCUUUGCCCUCAGCCAGGAGUUGCUAAUCUUUGCCACAGAUAUAGGACACCUGGUCUUCUACUCGCUUGAGAAAUGGGACACCUGCACCAUCUAUAGACACAGCAAUGGCAUUCGUCAGCUAUUCACAGACGUCGAGGGAACCAAAAUCAUAUUUAUUGAUGAGCAUGGCCAGGGAUUUGUCUAUCUGCCCGCCUUGGAUCAGGAGGCGCUGUUGAUUGCGGAUAUGCCAAAGCAAUGUGUGGGCUGCCUCUGGGACUUGACGCAGCCCAACAUUUUUAUAAGCUACGACACACGUAUUGUAAAUACUCAUGUAUUUGCACGCAACUCGGUGCGGGGCAGACACACCCUAAAAGUGGGGGAAUCUAAGCUGAAUCCUGGCCAGGUGCCGUUGCUGCUGUGCGCCGGCGAAAUGGCUCUACACAUCGAUGGUGGACAGUAUGCCACACAAUCGCUGAGCACUCAUGUGGUUAAUCCCAGCAACAGUCAGUCGGAUAAUCUGCAACUGCUGUUGCGGCUCAAGAAAUAUGAUGAGGCAUACAAGCUCUGCGAGCAGAUGAAAUUGGACAGCGCUUGGCGAAUGUUUGGAGAACAUGCCAUCGCUGAUCUAGAGCCGGAAAUUGCGUUACGCGCCUAUCGCCAGCUGGGUGAUGCUGGUCUGGUCAAUGCACUGGAUGAACUGCGCUACAUUGAAGAUCUGCACAUGCUGAACGGUUGCUGUUGCAUGCUGUUGGCCCAAUACGACCAGGCCAAGGAGUAUUUACUCAAGGGAGUUUACACCCGUGCCGCUCUCGACUUGAGCCGGGAUCUCCUGCAAUGGGAUCAGGCGCUGCUCUUGGCCCACAAAUAUGAGCCUUUGGAGGUUCCCUAUAUAGCUCGCGAGUAUGCCCAACAGUUGGAGUUCACUGGCAACUAUGCGGAUGCUCUGUAUCAUUAUGAGAAGGGCUACAAGGAGGACUUGAUUAACAAUGAGGACUCGGAGCCGCCGACUUUACUGCAUACCAUGCCCGAAUACGAGGAGCAUGUGCGUCUCUGCAAAAUGGGAAUUGCUCGCACCUCAAUACGCGCCGGAGACUUUCGACGUGGCAUUCAAUAUGCUGUGGAGCUGCAGGACAGACAGCUGCUGUUUGACUGCGCCGAGCUGCUGGCCACCGUGGGGCAUCUGACCGAGGCGGCUGGAUUGUAUGAGCGCGGGGGCUACUACGACGAGGCGUGUGGACACUACAUAGCCCUGAAGAUGUGGCACAAGGCCAACCAUAUACUGCCCCAAGUGAAGAGCAGCAAACUGCAUGCGGCAUAUGCCAAAGCCAAGGAAUCGGAUGGUCAAUUUGAGGAAGCCAUACGCAGCUAUCGUAUUGCGGGUGAUCUUGAUGCCUGUGUUCGGAUUUAUCUGGAUCAUUUGUGUGAUCCACAUGCUGCUUCGGAGAUUGUGCUCGAGUCGCGCUCAAUGGAUGCGGCCAAGCUGCUGGCCAAGUUCUAUCAGAAGAUUGGCGACAUUGAGCAGGCGCUGCAGUUUCUCGUCAUCUGUGGCUGUGUGGAGGAAGCCUUUGCCCUUGCCCAGCGUCAUAACAAACUGCGCCGUCAUGGCGAGCUGCUGGAGCGCUACGAGAAUGCCAAAUCCGCUGACUAUUUGGUAUUGGCACAUUACUUUGAGAGCGAGAAAUACACUCUGCUGGCGGGCAAGUAUUAUUUCCUUGCCAGGGAGUUCACCAAGGCAUUAAGGUUUCUGCUGAAAGCAUCAGCCUUCAGCAACGAGGAGUCACAGGCGCUUUCCCUGGCCAUCGACUGUGUGGCGACAUCAAAUAACGAACAGUUGGCCACACAGCUCAUUGAGUUUCUGCUUGGAGAAUCGGAUGGUGUGCCCAAGGAUCCGCGCUAUUUAUUUCGUUUGUAUAUGGCACGCAAACAUUACAAGGAUGCGGCCAAGACAGCGGUGAUUAUAGCCAAUCAGGAGCAGCUGGCUGGCAACUACAAGUCCGCUCGCGAUUUACUCUAUUCCAUGUACCAGGAAUUGCGUCGCAAUAAUCUCUCCGUCACUGCAGAGAUGCGUCACAAUCUGAUACUGCUACAUCGCUAUACUCUGGUGCGCAUCCAUGUCAAGCUGGGCAACCAUCUGCUUGCUGCCAAGCUGCUCGUUCAAGUGGCCGCCUGCAUAUCUCAGUUCCCAGAGCAUAUCGUGCCUAUACUGACUUCCACGGUGAUUGAAUGCCACCGUGCGGGCUUAAAGAAAUCUGCAUUCACCUAUGCCUCCAUGCUGAUGCGACCGGAUUAUCGUAAUCAGCUGGACGGGCGUUAUAUUAAGAAGAUUGAGUCGAUUGUGCGCAAGGCGCCUAAGGGAAUUAAGCAGCUGCGCGAUGAGAUUGAUGAUGAGACCAUGGAGUGUCCCAUUUGUGAUGCCAAUUUGGCCAACAUGGAGGUCACCUGCUACAGCUGCAAGACAACGCUACCCAUAUGCAUUGCAACUGGUCAGCACAUCAUUAAACUGCAAAUGACAUCCUGUCCACAAUGCGAUUUCCUUUGCUUUCGCGCCGAGAUGGAAAACAUUUUGUCAGAAUACGGCGACUGUCCCAUGUGUGGUGAGCGUGUGGCGCCCGAGCAGCUGCUCGAUGUGGAGGAUAUACGACCCUAUAUCUUGGCCGCAUCCUAGACUCUUCAUAUAGAAUUUAAGCAAGCAAAUAGACUGCACUCAACAACACCAAAUAGUAUUUAUAAGUUAUAAAAACAAGCACCAAUUACACCUGAUACUGAAAA